UUCGUUUGUGAAGUGGCCAAGCAAAAUGGAGAGCGCUAUCCGAUCAAUUCGCUUUAUUUGUUAAUUUGUGCGAUUAACCGUCAUUUCAGUGAGACGAGAGGAGAGGAUGCAUUAAACGUUCUCAACAAAGCCGGGGACAAGACAAUGUUACGUGUUUUGAAUGCGCAGUGCGGAAGUUGUCUAAGUGCAAAAACUUAAAUUUAUAUCAUGUUAUUAUAACAGGUUCGCGACGUUUCGUAAAGUUUUAGACGCGGAGACGAAGGUUGCAACGAAGUGUGGAAUCGCGAAGAAAUAA
Molecule: messenger RNA, 295 nt
Organism: Porites lobata
Lineage: Eukaryota; Metazoa; Cnidaria; Anthozoa; Scleractinia; Poritidae
Source: the annotation of a GenBank genome assembly